This is a messenger RNA of Physeter macrocephalus (sperm whale), 1108 nucleotides long. RefSeq names its product UBX domain protein 1 (gene UBXN1). Gene Ontology annotation, molecular function: K48-linked polyubiquitin modification-dependent protein binding. NCBI's taxonomy places the organism in Eukaryota, Metazoa, Chordata, Mammalia, Artiodactyla, Physeteridae. Gene Ontology annotation, cellular component: nucleus; cytoplasm. Bases 120 to 1013 code for a protein of 297 amino acids. Gene Ontology annotation, biological process: negative regulation of protein K48-linked deubiquitination; negative regulation of protein ubiquitination; negative regulation of proteasomal ubiquitin-dependent protein catabolic process. The record is from RefSeq and is a predicted model, not a curated record. The transcript has 10 exons.
CGUCCGCCUCCACGUGACCCAAACAGAUUCGGGCACUUCCGCUUCCCCUAGGCUUUCUUCUUGUCGGUGUCCAGGGCCGGUCCGGAGCCAGUCCCCGCGGAAGCGGCGGUGGCGGCGUCAUGGCGGAGCUGACGGCUCUGGAGAGUCUCAUCGAGAUGGGCUUCCCCAGGGGACGCGCGGAGAAGGCUCUGGCCCUCACAGGGAACCAGGGCAUCGAGGCUGCGAUGGACUGGUUGAUGGAGCAUGAAGACGACCCAGACGUGGACGAGCCACUAGCGAACCCCCUUGGACAUAUCCUGGGACGGGAACCCACCCCCACUGAGCAAGGUGGCCCUGAAGGACCUGGGUCCGCUGUGGGAGAAAGCAAACCCAUUUUGACUGAAGAGGAAAGACAGGAACAGACUAAGAGGAUGUUGGAGCUGGUGGCCCAAAAGCAGCGGGAGCGUGAAGAAAGAGAGGAGCGGGAGGCACUGGAACGGGAACGGCAGCGCAGGAGACAAGGGCAAGAGUUGUCAGCUGCCCGACAGCGGCUACAGGAAGAUGAGAUGCGCCGGGCUGCUGAGGAGCGGAGGAGGGAAAAGGCUGAAGAGUUAGCAGCCAGACAAAGAGUCCGAGAAAAGAUCGAAAGGGACAAAGCAGAGAGAGCCAAGAAGUAUGGUGGUCAUAUGGGUUCUCAGUCUUGCCCACCAACAACAGAGCCAGGCCCUGUUCCCUCCUCUCCCAGCAAGGAGCCUCCCACGAAGCGAGAGUAUGACCAGUGUCGCAUACAGGUCAGGCUGCCAGAUGGGAGUUCACUGACCCAGACAUUCCGGGCACGGGAACAGCUGGCAGCUGUGAGGCUCUAUGUGGAGCUCCACCGUGGGGAGGAGCUAGGAGGGGGCCAGGACCCUGUGCAGUUGCUUAGUGGCUUCCCCCGGCGGGCCUUCUCAGAGGCUGACAUGGAGCGGCCUCUGCAGGAGCUGGGACUUGUGCCUUCUGCUGUCCUCAUUGUGGCCAAGAAAUGUCCCGGCUAAGAGGCCUUUAUCCCACCAUCCUUCUCUGACCUCUCUUCAUAUUUGAUAAAGCACUGACAUCACCUUCCUAAUAAAUAGACCCUCUGAGUUCUGUA